This is a messenger RNA of Dentiscutata erythropus, 2928 nucleotides long. The record is from the annotation of a GenBank genome assembly. NCBI's taxonomy places the organism in Eukaryota, Fungi, Glomeromycota, Glomeromycetes, Diversisporales, Gigasporaceae.
AUGGAGGAUCUUAAUGAUUUGAUUUGGGGUUCGAAUGCGACAAAACCUCCGAAUCAAAAAAACAAUAAUCUUCCAUUAAACGCAAUGCGUGGAGGUUCAACUACAAUUCCAACAACGAAAUCAGCAAGCACACCCCUAAAGAAUAAUCUUUCCGCUAAUUCUCCCGUAUAUUUGUCUUCUGCAUCAAACAAUAUUACAUCCACGAACUCUACUUUAAAUAGAUCUUUAAAUCGAUCUCCUUUAAGCCGAUCUCCUUUAAACAGCUCUCCUGCUGAAUCUCCAAAAUUAUCUCCAGCAAAGAAUAAUGCCGAAGCCUUCGACAACUUACUUCCUUUUAAUAAAAAAUCUACAACUUUGACUUUGCAUGAACAACUUAAAUUACAAGAGCAAGAACAACAUCGCAAAGCACAAGAAGAGCGUCAACGAAUUACUAAACAUUAUGAUCAGUUAAAUUUUUGGGAUUCAUUAGAAAGAAAGGGUUCAGGUUCUUCUUCUCCUUUACCACAACCAUCAGGCGACUUAUUUGAUGAUAUUUUGACUACUUCAUCAAGCGAAUUUGGAAGUUUUGAAACUGCUCAAAAUAAUCCUUUGAAGAAUAAGACCCUUUUGACACAAUCAACUCCGUCUGGAAAUAGUAUAGAUAAAUGGGAUACAAAUUUCACGUCUAAUAAUACAACUACUUUUAAGGAUAUUAACCCGUCAUCAUCAACAGAUGAUUUACUUGAUUUUGGAAUAUUUAAUAAACCUCCUAAAUCGACUUCUUUCGCUGCAACAACAAAAGUUGAUGAUGAUAAAAUAGAUCCUUCAGAUAUAUAUCCUAAAUCUGUAAUAACUAACAAAAAAAUUAUCUCUGAAUCUCGUCGAUCUUCUUAUGAUGAUUCAAAAGAUCAUUUAAUUGCUCAAAUUGUCGAAAUGGGGUUUUCUGCUUCUGAAGCUGAAGCUGCUCUUGCUGCUACAGACAGUAGAGAGGAUAUUCAAUCUGCUAUUGAAAUACUUUUUCAACAGCGUGAAGCCGAAGAUCAGCUUCGAAAAAGACAAUUUGAUAAACAUGAUACUCUUAAAACUAAACAAGAUUUAGGUUCAGGGUUUACAUCUCGUGGGCGUUACUCAUCUAAGAGUAGUUCAUUUAGCGUACCAAAACGUAACAUUUAUGGAAAGAAUGUUUCAGAUGGUGAAAGUAGUGAUCGAUCUUCUUCUUCAACUUCUUCAAAUUUUUAUCAAUCGAAAGAAAAAUUUAUUAGUACCGCAAGUGAAUUUGGUUUAACUGCAUUAAAGAAAGCGAGUGCUUUAUAUAAGCAGUCAAAAGAUAAAGUAAAUAGAGCUCUAGUGGAACUUCAAUUACAACAAGAAGAUUCUGAAGAAGAGGGUACAAGAAGGCCAAGAUGGUUAAAAGAAGAAUCUGAUGAUUAUUCAAGCGAAAAAUAUAGUGAUCCUCAUGAUAAAUUUGGUGGAAAGGCUAGUGAUAAACAUGGAGGAUUACAAAAAAUUCCUAGUAGUUGUGAUAAUACUAGUAGUGAAAAUCUCGGUUUAAAUAAGUUUGGGAAUAGGCUUGGUGAUAGAUAUGGUCGAUUGGAAAAAUAUCAUGAUAGUUAUGAAGAUACUAGUAGUGAUGAGGAUCAACCAAUUAUUGAUAGAGAUCAUUUUACUCCAAUAUCUUCGGACUUUAAAAGGAGCGACGAAAAUAAUCACGUAUCUAAUUUCGACCUUAUUGAUUCAAAAAAAUCAAAGUCUCCAAAACCCGCUGUUCCUUCACGUUCUACAAAGCCAAAUAUAAAUUUUGAUAAUUCUUCAUAUGUAUCACCAGCUCGACGACGUCCCAAUAUAAAUUCUUCAUCAUCAAAAGUUGAUGAACCAACUCUGAUAAAUAACACUCCUAAAAUUGUACCAGUUCCUCGACCAAUAAUUAAUGCCUCUCCAGAACAGAUGCGUAAUUCGGAAUUUAACAAAACCAAAGGGAAUGAAGUAUUCAAACUUGGUCAAUUUGAUGAAGCUGAAAAAUUUUAUUCUCUCGCGAUUGAUUGUUUACCUUCAAAACAUAUACAACUUGUUGUUCUUUAUAACAAUAGAGCGACCGCAAAGUUCAAAAAUGGUAAUCAACGCGGAUGUGUUGAUGAUUGCACUUUGGCAAUUCAAUUAAUAGAUGAUUACACAUUACCACCGCCACCAGGGGUUAAUAUAGACCUAAAAACUCAAUAUGUUAAAGCACUUCUUCGUCGUGCUUCAGCUUAUGAAUCAAUAGAAAAGUAUGAUAUUGCUAAAGAUGAUUAUAAAAAAUUAAUGAAUAUUGAUCCAAAUGGCAAUAAACAAGUCAGUGACGGUUUGAGGCGUUGUCAACAAGCAAUCAGUAUGUCAUCGAAUGAAGCGCAGAAGAGUUCAAAUUCUAAUGGAUUUGAUAAUGACUUUGUACCCUCUAGUACACAAACUUUUACAAACAUGCCAUCAUAUACAACUUCAUCAAAUACUUUUGUCGCACAGCUUAAUGAAUUCGGUUUUAUUGAUCCAACUACAAUAAAGCAAUAUUCAUCGAGUCCGGUAAUCGAAACCACAGUUGAUCCAAAUAAUCCUGCUGUAGUAAAACUACGUAAUCAAACGCGACAACAAGAAGUCGAAGAUGCGGAAAAAUUGAGAUGUAAAGAUCAGGUUGAUCAAAAAUUAAUGCAAUGGAAAGGUGGAAAAGAAACAAAUCUUAGAGCAUUAAUUAGUAGUUUGGAUAUUGUACUUUGGGAAGGAUUAGGUUGGAAAUCUAUAGGUUUGCAUGAACUGGUAACCCCUGCGCAAGUCAAGGUUAAGUAUAUGAAAGCUAUUGGAAAGGUUCACCCAGAUAAGCUUAGUAGUUUUACUACAAUUGAACAAAAACUUUUGGCAAAUGGAGUGUUUUCAACUUUAAAUAAUGCAUGGGAUGUUUUUAAAACUCAAAAUAAUAUAUAA